AAUUUGAUUGGCUGUUUGCCAAGUAGGCCUACGCUACUGUUGCCAUAUUGUCACGUAGCCUAUGUUGGCAGUCAGGCACCAUGAACAACGAGUGGAUUAUGUUGCACAGCACACAUUUGAAAGUCUGUCUUUUUAAGAAACACAUCUGUGAUUAAACACCUCGUGCCGACCAGCCGCGGGUUACUGUUGUCAUCCAAACCUCUGAUAGGAAUCAGCAGAUUCACGGUGGAGUGAUUCGUCAGGACAAAAUGGCUACCUGCUAACGUUAGCUUGUCAAAGAUGACGCUUUUUUUGUUGCUUCCUGUGUGUUUUAUUCGGAAGGAGAUGACACCUGGUCAAGAACAAGCUUUCAGAAUAUUCUGCUUUUUACUGAGAGGAUUACCAAACACGGAAGCAGCAGGACCACGCAGUAGAAUUGGGCCAACACAGCCUAGCGUUAGCUACGCAAAGCGACAGCGCAUACAAACGGGGGACUUGCGCAGCAAACUGAGGAGAGCAGGGUGUGAGAGAGUCUGCACAGGGUCCCAUGGCUGUGCAGGAGCUGGGCAUCAGCCUGUCCAUGAUCGGCGUCGCCGGGACCAUCCUGAUCUGCGCUCUGCCCAUGUGGAAGGUGACGGCCUUUAUCGGCACCCAUCUGGUGGUCAUGCAGGUGUUCUGGGAAGGUCUUUGGAUGACCUGUGUCAGUGAGUACACAGGUCAGAUGCAGUGUAAGCUCUACGAUGCCUUGCUGGAUCUGUCGCCCGACCUCCAGGCGGCACGCGGCCUCAUCUGCAUCAGCGUGGUGCUGGGGUGUUUGGGAUUCCUCAUCUUCCUUCUGGGAGCCCGCUGCACCAACUGCCUGAGCCACCCGAGGAUCAAAGCUCGGGUGGUGGUGAGCUCAGGGGCCAUCUUCUGCCUGGCAGCGCUCGCCACCAUCGUUGCCGUUUCCUGGACGGCCAACUCCAUCAUCAACGACUUCCACAACCCACGCGUCCCCGAGGUGCUGAAGAGGGAGCUCGGGGCAGCCAUAUACAUCGGCUUUGUGACAUCUGGGCUGCUGUUCUGUGGGGGGGCCAUUUUGUGCACAAGCUGUCCACCACAGAGGGCCAGGUUCCCUUCCAGUGGGUACACACCGGCCAGGACAAACACACACGGCAGCUAUGCCAUCAAGAACUACGUGUGAAGUGAGGGCUGAACAGGCCGAUGGAAUUAGACCAUAGAUAUUAAAAAACAUAGCAUGUUUAUUAAUACAUAAUUUUCUGCACAUCUUUAUAUGUUUUCGCCUCUCCAAUCAACUUUUUGCUGUUCCUCAGAGCAAUGUUUGGACCGACCCAUUUUGCUGAGUAUUUCAGUGUGAAAUUCACUAUAACCAGCAUGCACAACAUUUGCUUCCUUUCUUAUCUUAAAUAUAGGCCAUAAUUGACACCUGUUUCUUCACAGAAUCAAUCACCUCACUAAUUGAACACAACACUGCUAUUAUUUUGAACAUGCCCCUUUCAAUUACAGAUUCUCACACAGAAUGAGCAGCAUGCAAUUAUUUUGAACAUAACUGUUUUUCAUUGUAUGUCUGGUACAACUAUAAUUAUCUGACAUCUUUUGUAAUAGCUGCAAUCUGUCAAAUUAAACCACAAUAUGGAUACCCCUGGUCUUAUGAACAAUGACCGUUGCAUAUUCAUUCCACAAGGAAAGCCAGAGAAUUGAUUUGUAGGCUACCCAUGUAGCUUAAUUUGCAUGCAUUUUUAACCAGUAGAAAAAUGACAUCAAUCAUGUUUAACUUAGCAUUUCUUGUGAAAAUAUAAACAGAGAAGAUGUGCCAUGCUUAAAGCUUGUGUGAUUCAUUCAUUCAUUCGUAGAUAGAAGUGGAUCUUACAAUUCAAAACCCCAUUCUUCUUUUCCUA
This is a messenger RNA of Etheostoma spectabile (orangethroat darter), 1877 nucleotides long. RefSeq names its product claudin j (gene cldnj). Lineage: Eukaryota; Metazoa; Chordata; Actinopteri; Perciformes; Percidae. The transcript is spliced from 2 exons. The record is from RefSeq and is a predicted model, not a curated record. Gene Ontology annotation, molecular function: structural molecule activity. Gene Ontology annotation, cellular component: membrane; bicellular tight junction. Bases 527 to 1162 code for a protein of 211 amino acids.